Messenger RNA from Adineta steineri, 996 nucleotides. NCBI's taxonomy places the organism in Eukaryota, Metazoa, Rotifera, Eurotatoria, Adinetida, Adinetidae. The record is from the annotation of a GenBank genome assembly.
AUGAUGAUGAUCGAUACAGCAACUCUUACAAUUCUUAGUGGAUUUACUAUUGUUUGUCUUAUUUUCUUUUAUUUAAUGAAAAAUAAAAGUUCAUCGAACAAUAUUGAAAAGAAUAAACAAACAAAUAUAAUAAUUACAUUAAAAAAUCCUGAUGAUAAAUAUAAAUUUAUAUUAGCUCAUAAAGAACAUAUCUCUCAUGAUACAUGUCUCUUUCGUUUUCAACUUCCAUCAUUAAAACAUGUUCUUGGUUUACCUAUAGGUCAACAUAUUUAUAUUACAGCACAUAUUAAUAAUGAACUUAUUAAACGACCAUAUACACCAAUAACAUCUGAUGAUAAUCAAGGUUAUUUUGAUCUUGUUAUUAAAAUUUAUCCUAAUGGUAAAAUGACUCAAUAUCUAGAUAAAUUUACUAUUGGUGAAACAAUUAAUGUUAGUGGUCCAUCAGGUAAUCUUAUUUAUAAAACUAAAGGUUUAUUUGAUAUACGUUCACGUAAACCUGAACCAUUUGUUACUCGACAUGUUCGUCAACUUGGUUUAAUAGCUGGUGGUUCAGGUAUAACACCAAUGUAUCAAAUAUUGAAUGAAAUACUAAAAGAACAAACAUCUAUUGUAUACGGUGAACAUGUUGAUAUAAAAAUUUGGCUUCUAUUUGCUAAUCAAACUAAGCGAGACAUUUUAUUACGUGAUGAAAUAGAACAGUUGGCUGAAUCUUACAGUGAUCGUUUUAAAUUAUGGUAUACUGUUGAUCGUGAAAGUGAAGAAUGGAAAUAUUCAAAAGGUUUUAUUAAUGAAACGAUGUUAAGUGAGCACAUGCCACCUCCAGGUGACGAUGUUUUAAUAUGUAUUUGUGGGCCACCGCCAAUGAUUAAAUUUGCAUGUAUACCAAAUCUAGAUAAACUAGGUUAUACUGAAAAUACAUAUCUCUUAUAUAUGUUACAAUUUGUUUACUGGAAAGAUCGAUAUCGAUUACAGUUGAAGGGCCCCUUACCGACGUGA